AUGACUCUGGUCUCAAAUGAUCCCAGCUCGUGGCCGAUAAUCAAUUCAAAUAUUCAUUCAAGCUAUUUCUCAGUCGCAAUAGGCGUCGUGGUGGUAUACGAUUGGGUCUUAACACUCGGACAAGAGAUUGAGCUAAUCUGGAGGCAACGCUGGUCUCUAAUAACUGUGCUAUACCUAGUUAUACGUUAUGUCGGAAUACCAUAUUAUGUUGUCAACAUUCUGGCAUAUAUGCCAUUGGUCCCGAAGACAGAAGCACUCAUUGGACGAGCACCAGAGGUACUGAUACUCUCUGGCACAUAUACGUGCGAUUACGAAUAUGAGGAGAAUGCCCAGCUUCUGAUUUCAAUGCUUUGGAUGCUUUACACCAUUUGGGAGGUCCUCGCAUUGUGUCUUUCAGUCCGGGUUGCUGUGAAACAUUUCCAUGACCUGCGACGACUCGGUUUAUCGAGAUCGAUUAUCGGGGACUGUUUCAGGGUGCUGAUGGAAUCUCACGUGCUUUAUUUUGCAAGCUUUGUCUGUGUCUCGUGCAUCCAAUUUGUUAUUCUCUCUCCAGAGUUGCAGAAUCCAUCUUUUAUUGGAACUCAAAUCUUCGGUGGUAUUCGUGAAUUCGUCUUCGGCGUGCAGUUGUUUGUGCUGGGACCACGCCUCGUCCUUAGUGUUCGAGAAUAUCACGCCAACCUCGUGGCCGAAUCCGACGCAGAAACUAGCAUAAAUUCGAUUGUCUUCCAGGAGCGUGUACAUAUACCAACUAGCAGUACUGUGUAA
Molecule: messenger RNA, 765 nt
Organism: Suillus plorans
Lineage: Eukaryota; Fungi; Basidiomycota; Agaricomycetes; Boletales; Suillaceae
Exons: 11
Coding region: 1-765 (254 amino acids)
Source: RefSeq, a predicted model, not a curated record